Oncorhynchus mykiss (rainbow trout) is the source of this 4736-nucleotide messenger RNA. RefSeq names its product D-glutamate cyclase (gene dglucy). Gene Ontology annotation, biological process: glutamate metabolic process. Gene Ontology annotation, molecular function: D-glutamate cyclase activity. The record is from RefSeq and is a predicted model, not a curated record. NCBI's taxonomy places the organism in Eukaryota, Metazoa, Chordata, Actinopteri, Salmoniformes, Salmonidae.
UUUGCAAGAUUAUUAUUAUUUUUUCUUCCAAAUUCGUUUAUGGGAAUAUUCAUUAGCUACUACUAAAAACAUUCAUACCAUGCAUUCAGAGCGGUUUAUAUCAGAAAUUGUUUGCUUUGCGCUUUCCACUUCCUUUCACCAUGCACAGUGAAAAAUCGACAAGAAGCUUAUAUGUUUUCUUAUCAUGUGCUACCAUUAUUCGUAAACAUAAAUUGUAUGGUAUACAUAGGUUAUACAUGUAUCAUGUUAAAGAGGACGCAUGCGUAUGCCUCCCACUUUGCACUUACAUAAUAAACUCAAACCUCUUUGUAUAAUUAUUACAACACUUUUCAGCCAAAUUUGAAUAGCAUUAGCUAGCCACUCGGAUGUCACAGUUUUGAAAUGAUUGAUUACCCCCAAAGAAAGUAUUUUAGAUGCAUUUUGAAUAGGCCUGUGUGCUUUUUGCCUACCUCUCAUUUCAGGUUUAAGCAUGUUUCAGGCGUGGCAAGGUAUAAGGUCACUCACCAACUCAAUUCAACGGUAUCCAGUGCAAAGACUAGUGUGUGUAAAGGCCACCACCAUUAGACCGUGCUCAGGUAAGACAUCCAAGUAACACCACUUCCACUUUCAUCGAGUUUAAUAUGUUGAUCACCAGAAUCGAUCUAAUCCAAUCAAUAGAAAAACAGACAAUAGACAUGUAUCUUUUCAGCAAAUGUCAGUUUUCUAUUUAGAGACCCAGGUCAAUCAUUAUUUUAGGAAGUUGAUUCCAUCACCUGGCUGUAUGUGAAUAUGUAACCCAUUACCUAAUUCCAGCUACAGUAGUAUCUCUCAGUAGUAUGUCUCACAUUGACUCAGUAUAUAAAUCUGUCUGGCCAGUGUCACUACAGUAGCCUGAUAUCAAACCUCAUCCAUUCUAAGGCUAAGCAUUUGGAGGAGGCGUUUGGUCAAUGAGAUUAGCCUACAUCUGACACCCAUUGACAAAAUAACCAAUAUAGCACACCCUCUAGUAGACAGCAGUGAGGUGAGAGGCAACAGUAGCUGAGCCAGGUCAGUAGAGAUGUCUAAGUGUCAGUCUGUUAUGAGUUCUAGUGCGCUAAGGGCUCUGAUCCGUAAGAAAAACCAUGGCAUAGAGAACACUUCUGGACUUGCUGCAGGCUACCAGCAGGCUAAUGUGGUGAUCCUCCAUAAGAGCCUAGCAGAUGACUUCGAGGCAUUCUGCCAUGCCAACCCCAGCCCCCUGCCCCUGCUGUACAGGAGUCAGCCUGGGGAGUGGGGCUGUCCACCUCUCGCUGCAGACGCAGACAUCAGAGUGGACUGUCCCCAGUACUGUGUGUUUAAGGAUGGCCUGCUGGUAUCCAGAGUGUCCAGCCUGAUGUCCUACAGCGGUCAGCUCCAGGACAUGGUCAGCUUCUACCUGGGCUGUAGCUUCAGCUUUGAGAGGACACUGCAGAAGGCCGGAGUCCCUGUCCGAAAUGUGGAGCAGAACUGUAAUGUCAGCAUGUUCAGGACAUCUCUCCAGUGUAGAGGAGUGGGUCAGUUCCAGUGCCCUAUGGUGGUGACUAUGAGACCGGUACCUGAGGAGAAGCUGGACCUUGUGGCCCAGAUCACUCACCUGACCCCUCUGGCCCAUGGAGGACCCAUCCACAUCGGGGACCCAGCUGUGCUGGGGAUCCAGGACGUAUCCAGGCCGGAGUAUGGGGACCCGGUGGCCCUUGGCCCAGGAGAUGUACCUGCGUUCUGGGCCUGUGGGGUCACUGGUGUGGAGGCUGUCCAGAGUUGCAAGCCCCCACUGGCAUUCACCCACUCUCCAGGCUGCAUGUUCCUCACUGAUCGACAGGACUCAUCCGUCUUUGCGUCCACAUCCACCCCUGAGCCUGACCAAUGCCCUCUGACUUUCUCCAUCUCCCAGCAGCCUUUGCACUUCAGUGUGGCGUCCAAGGCUGUAGUCCAGAGCAUACGAGACCUGGAGAAGAUCAUUGGCGAGGACCCAGGGGAGAGAGGUAUCCGUGCAUUGUUUGUCCAGGAUGAGUUGCUGAGGUCUUGCCUGUCCCUCUCCCACUCUUCAUCUGUGCUCAUCACUACGGGGUUCCCCACCCACUACACACACAACCCCCCUGAGGAGACAGACGGGCCCCCCGGAGCCAUCGCCAUAGCAGCCACCCUCCAGGCCCUCCAGAAGGAGGUUGCUAUAGUGACGGAUCACCGUGCCCUGGAGAUGAAUCAGAGGAUUAUGGAGGAUGCAGUAAAGAAAGGUGUGAUAAAGACAGCCGUACCACUGCUCAGUUACCAAGGCAACAGCCCAGACUCAGCACUGUACUUCCUGUGUCAUAACGGAGACCAUAAAAAGCCCAGGUUUGACCACUUGGUGGCAAUAGAGCGCAGUGGCAGAGCAUCUGAUGGGAACUACUACAAUAUGAGAGGAGUGAACAUCAAACACCUGGUGGACCCUAUAGAUGAUCUAUUCACCACAGCCAGCACCAUCCCUGGCAUCAGCACCACAGGGAUAGGAGAUGGCGGGAACGAGCUGGGCAUGGGCAAGGUGAAGGAGGCAGUGAGAGAACACAUGCCCAAUGGGAGCCUGAUAGCCUGUGACGUGGCUGCUGACUUUGCCAUCACUGCAGGAGUGUCUAACUGGGGAGGCUACGGCAUGGCCUGUGCUCUAUACAUCCUCAGUCUCUGUCCCAUCCACCAGCGGUACCUCCACAAAGGCCUGGGCCAGCCUCACCCACCUACCCAGGACCAGCACCAGGCCUGGGCUGCUAGCCUGCCCUCUGUAGCCAAGGAGGAGGAGAUGCUGUCCAUCCUGGUACAACAUGGUGUCCGCAGCGGAAAGACAGGAACCCUGGGCAUGGAGGUGGACGGCCUGACCUUUCACCCCACACACUCUGACCUCAUCAUAAAGCUCAGGGACCGCACCUCACAGAGAAAGUGAAACUACACCUUACAAACUACCACCUAUGCAAAGUAGUGAACACACCACCAAUCCACGCAGAGUAGUGAAAAUAGCAUGCCGUUGCUGUCAUUCGCAUCCCCUCCUCCUCCCUAUCCACCACACCACCUCCCCCAACGAUUGGAGAUGGUCUUUGGUCUGUGACCAGGGGGAAGCACCACCCGAGCCAAAAGCUACUACACUGCAAAACCCUACACUAUCUCACAUCAUUAAUCAUCUGAUUGCAUGGAACCUGAUCACGAUAUUACAGUACAUGGCAGUCUUCCUAAAGGCUUGAGUUUGAUGCUGUCAUGUUUGGAUCAAACCAAGAAAUGAGGUGUGGAGUUGGAGGAGUUGUGAAUUGCCUGCAGCUGUAUAUUUAAUUGCUCCCGAACGUUUAUUACGAACUUCAUAAAUUAAUAACUUUUAUCCUUUUUUAGCUCAGUCGGUAGAGCAUGGCGCUUGUACUGCCAGGGUAGGGGGUUCGAUUCCCGGGCCCACCCAUACAUAAAAUGUAUGUAUGCAUUGGAUAAAAGUGUCUGCUAUGUUGCAUAUAAUAUUACAAGCUAAAGCCUGAUAUCAGACAACGCCAUAAACCAAGUUGAUUUUAUAGCUUUGUGAUCUUAAUUCUAUUAUAAACAAGGCACUAGAUUAGAACUAUAUACAACUGUUUUUUGUGAUAUAGACCAUGAAUACCACAAUUCCCAACCUCUCAAAUAUCUUGUGUUGUAAAGUGUUGUUUUUUUUUGUUAGUAAAAUCAUCGUGUUGAUUAGUAGGACCAAAUUAAUAUAACCAAAUAGAGAAUCAGUCACGCACGCACAAUGGACAGACACGCACGCACAGAUCCGAAGGCAGACUGCUCUCAGGGACAGUUGACUGCCUUUGUGGCACACUGCCAACUGUGCUAUUCUACUAACACUUCGUCUCCAGCUUCCAUAUAAAAGUCAGAGGGGUCUAUGUGUUUUACACACCAGAAAUACUGACUUGGUAACUUUUUGUCUUCCUUAGCUAUGAGUUGGUGAGCAAAACACUUGCUAAGAGCAGAGUACCACUGAAACCUGUGUUCUAAAAACCCUCUGUAAUUAUUCAGAGAUAUUGUUUAAAGUUACUCAACACACACUGUCUUACUAAUAUUAAUGGUGUUAAUGACAUUUGUAUUCAAAAUCAGUCACUUGUGAUUAUUUUAAUACACUACAUAAACUGUUACAUCAUGCAAUACUAAUUUGAAAAGUAAUCAAACUGCUGUUAUCUGAUUAGACGCAGAGAUUCCACUGAAACAUGAUUUCAUCUACUAUCAGUGCCAGUGUGAGCCAUGCUAGGGGCCACCCUCCCUAAAUAUCCCACCUUCUCUCCCUUACUUCCUCCCUCCGCAGCCAAGGUCACUCACAGAUCUGUCUAAAACAACCUUUCACACACACAUCUUACCGUCAACACUGUUUGACAAACACAUGGUAUGGUUUCAGGCAAUCCUGCAAAGACUGAAGACAUAUUGAAUUCUCCUGCCAAAUAAUUAAAUCCAACAUUAUGCUCCUACUCUUGCUUCUAGUCCUUAUGUCACACAGUUUGUUUAUCUAUGGUUUUCUUAUCUAACAUGGAUAUAAUAGAAAGCAAUGAUAUUAGGUUUGACCUUUCCAAAUGAAGCCCUUUCCUUCUAGGUUCAGCCAAAGUAAAGUUAGUGUCGUCCAAGGAGGCUUCUGUUGCUAGGUUAAUAAACAAAACAGGGCUUUUUCUUUGCUAGCGACUGGUUACACCUGAGAAUGUUUAGCAUUACUCAAUGAUGGAAUUAAUGAGUUGCUUACUUGAUAAAAUAAAUGUUAAAAUGCAGAA